Colius striatus (speckled mousebird) is the source of this 2664-nucleotide messenger RNA. RefSeq names its product centrosomal protein 63 (gene CEP63). NCBI's taxonomy places the organism in Eukaryota, Metazoa, Chordata, Aves, Coliiformes, Coliidae. Bases 176 to 2314 code for a protein of 712 amino acids. Gene Ontology annotation, biological process: de novo centriole assembly involved in multi-ciliated epithelial cell differentiation; centriole replication. Gene Ontology annotation, cellular component: centriole. The record is from RefSeq and is a predicted model, not a curated record. The transcript has 15 exons.
AGGCCCGGCCCGGCCCCGCCGUCAGGUCGGUGGUGGGGGGGAAGACGGACGGGUCGACGCGGGGGUGCUGGCUGGGAGGAGAGCUGGAUGGAGAAGCAGCCUCGUUUGUACAUUGCCAUGGGUGCCCGCUGCUGUUCUGUACUUCCCUAGCUUCUAAAGCCACUUGGAUUUGGAGAUGGAGGCUUUGCUGGAAGGAAUGCAAAGAAAUGGGCAGGGGAGCGGUGGGUUCUUGACUUCCUGUGAGGCUGAGCUGCAGGAGCUGAUGAAGCAGAUUGACAUCAUGGUGGCUCACAAGAAGGCUGAAUGGGAAGGACAGACACAGGCUUUGGAAUCUUGCCUGAAUGUUCGAGAGCAGGAACUUGCCUCUGCCAGGGCUGCUCUGCAGGAAAAAUAUAAGGAGGUUGGCACCUUGCGUCGACAGGUGGAAGACUUGGAAAAAGCUAAACAGGACAUGGUUAGAGAAUAUGAGCAACAGCUGAAGAAAUUCCAAGAGGAGUUGUCUAGGCUGAGGAGGAGCUAUGAGAAACUGCAGAAGAAACAACUAAGAGAAGCUACCAAGAGGCAAGAAGGGGAGGAGCAGUUUGAAAUGAGCCGGCUGACCAGGAAGCUGGAGGAGUUUCGUCAGAAAUCACUUGCCUGGGAGAAGCAGCGUUUGCUUUACCAGCAGCAGGUGGCAUCACUGGAGGCACAGAGGAAGGCUUUGGCUGAGCAGUCUGAGCUCAUUCAGACUCAGCUUGACAAUCGGAAGCAGAUCCUGGAGUCGGUGGAGCUGGCCAGCCGCUCAGAAAUCCAGCACCUAACCAGCAAGCUGGAGAGGGCUGAGGACACCAUCUCUGCCAACGAGCUGGAGGUGCAGAGGCUCAACCUGAGAGUGGACAACCUGACUGAAGACAAUCGGAUGAUCCUGGAAGAUCAGCAAAGGCUUCAGGAAGAAUUAAGGCAAUCCAAGAAAAUGAUAGAGGUGCUACAGGAUGAGAAGAUGGAACUUAGAGCCACUUUGCAGUCUCAAGAAGAUUUCAUUGAGAGCUCCAGGAUGUACCAGGAGCAGUUACAGAAAGACCUGGACAGGGUGACUGAAACUCUUUGCACAAAAGAGCUCCUCAUCAGGGCCUUGGAGGAACGUUUGCAAGAGAAACAAUUGUCUUCUCCCGGGCUGGAGCUGGAGCAUCUGCUACUGCAGCUGGAUGUUGCCCAGAAGAAGGAACAGCACUUGGAGUCAGAGGUGACUCACCUUGAGAACAGCCUGGUGUCUGCAAAGGCAAGGUGUGUACAGCUGAGUGAAGAACUGGAUGACAGUAUCAAAGAGCUGCAGUCAAUGGAAGAGCACCAGACUGAGUCACAGGCAGAGAUUAAAAAGCUGAAGGAGCAGCUCUCUCAAGCUGAACAAACUCACAACAGUGAGCUAGAAGGGAUGAGGAGGGAAAUCUCGGUGCUGACACAAGAGCUACAGCAGCGGGACGUGGCAAUUGCGUCUGCAAGCAGCAACACGUCAGACCUCGAGCAACGGCUGAGAGCAGAGGUGGAAAGAGCAGAGAGGAAGGCAGUGGAGCACAGGGUAAUUCUGGUCCAGCUGGAAACCUUGAGGCUGGAAAACCGCCAACUGUCAGAGAUGCUGGAGAAAACAGAGUGUGCUGUGCCAGAGGGAAAAGAUGUUCCUGGAGGAGCACUCAGUGAAGACUCUGCUUUGGAACUAAAUACAUUAAAAGCUGAGAACCAGCAGCUGCGGAAGGAUCUGGCAGAGGCCAGAGCAAAACUGGAGCUCCCUCGGGAGAUCUGCCAGGGUGAGCCCCAGGGCACUGCUCAGCACGUGCAAGACAAAGAGCCUCAGGCUGGGGAUGUGCAGUGCAGGACAACUGGGGAAGCACAGCACAAACAUGAUGAACAAGCAGAGACAACAGAGCACAAGCCUGAGGGGACUGUUCAGCAUCAUCAAGGGGAGCCCCAGAGACAUGAGGCUGCUGAAAUGGGAACUAUGACCUCUGAGAAGGGCGAGCUGCCCUCUCAGGGCUGCAGGAAGAACCACUUGGAGUCACUUGCUUUGGGCACCUCUCUGGAAGCAGAUACUUUGCACCAAGUGCUGGAUGGAAGCAAAGAUUUUUCAGAUGAAACAUCUAAGCAGUCCAUGUCAAACCAUCAGAGAGAAUCUGUACUUUUGUGUCCCCUGCCUACAGCUCCAGUUGGAUCCAUAGCUGCAAGAUACCUGGAAGAGGAAGAACUGAGAUCUCAGCACAUCCAGGAGUGCCUAAAUGCUCAUGUUGAGGAACUGAAAAAAGAGAGUGAGAAGAUAGUGAGGCAGUUUGGACACCAGGAGUAGUGUUUCUUGCUCAGUUUGAAUGCUGGUUUACUUAGAUGGUUCAAAACUGCGACGGGGGAGGUACCUGUAAACCAAUUGCCAUUAGAGCUUGAGCAAGAGGCUGUAUCUGCCAGUUUGAGCUGAAUCAGCAGGGUGAGCAUUGAGGGGAGGAACUCCAUGUUUGAUCUACUGGAGGGUAUUGCACCACAAACACUUUAGUCAGCUUGCUGUAGAUCAAGAAGCUGCAUCAGAGGUAUGUGUCGGUGCGCUCGCUCGUGGGUUGGAAGUGUCACAAGAUGAAGGUGUUCUUUAGAAGCAAACCAUUUGCUAAUUUUAAUGUAAAGUAUUUUAAGUAUGUUUUAUACAUGUAA